GAAUAUUUUUACAAUUUACUCAACGUUUAUUCACUCAAUAUCCCCGGAUUUCCUUGUAAAAAAUUUGAAGAGAAAAUUUAUUACUGAUCUAUCAUCUUGGAGUACGGGGCCAAUAUACAGAGAAGAAAAGUUUGGUGGAAAUUCAACUACUAGUGUGGAUUUGUGUGGAUCCGUAUUGUUAAUGAACAAUUAUUUGGGACACAAAUUGUUGGAAAAUGAAUACGGAAAUAUCGAAUGAGCAUUUAGAGACUUUGGCUGGUCAUGUUUUUGAUAAUGACAAGCUGGUCACCUACAAAUGGCUAAGCAAAGAGAUGCAUGUUCAUGUUAAUAUAGCAAAACAAAUCUUGUGGAACUUUUAUCAAAAAUAUCAAAGUAACAAUAACCUAGAAUGCACAUAUUUACUGAUAGGUCAUCUAAAGAAGAAAGGAAUGAGUGUAGAAGUUGUUAAAGGAUCCAAUUUAUCUGAGGCUAAAAAAAAAUUCAGUAAAAUUAUCUCAGAGCAUGUCUAUAGUGUACACAGGCCAAUUGCAGAUCUGGAAUUACUUGCUACUUCUGGUUCAGGUGAUGCAACUUACAGUGCUAUAAAAUGUGAUGCUUGCAAAGAGCGAACUGACGAAGAAAUGCAACUAUUACGUUGGGGUACAACUGCUAAAAAAGUUACAAUGGAAAAUGUGACAAAUUUAAAAUCUACAAUUUCGACAAAUCCAUCAAAGGUAGAAAAGAAUCCAAAGACAACAAAGAAAAAUGGAUUUAAUAAUUUAUUUAACAUGACAGAAAAAUCAAAGAGUUCUGAAAAAUUAAAAUCAUCUUUCCAAGAAAGUGAUGGAGAUUCAAUGAAAAAAGGAAAAAAUACUGUAAAAAAAAUUCAAAAUUUAACUGAGAAAAAUAAAAAUUCUACAGCCAAUUCUACUACUAAAAAAAUAUUCCCACAAAAUGACUCUAAAAAGGGAAACUUGGAUAAUUUUUUUGGGAAGCUGCCCUCUCUUCCAAAAUCUGCAGAAGUAAUAUCAUCGGGAAAGAAAAAUGAUAAUGCCGAAAAAGAAUUUAUCGAAGGAAAAGUAAUUAAAGAAAACAAGAAUUCACAUGGAAAAAAGCGGAAUAGAAGUAAAGAAACAAAUGAAGUUGCUAAGAAACGGAAAAGAAUUGUUAUACAGAUUGAUUCUAGUGAUUCAGAGAUACAAAGUGAUAUAGAGAUGGAGGAGUCGGUUCCUGAAAUGGAACCAGAAAUUUCUAUAAAAGUAAAGAGUCCUUCUCCACCAAAAGUAAAACAUGAAAAUGGUAAAAGAAAAGUGUUGAAGUUAAUUAAUAGAACUUAUAAAGAAGGUGAAUAUAUUGUAACAAAGAAAGAACAUGUUUAUGUAAGUUGUUCUGAAGAUGAGAAAGAAAGAGAAGAAGAGACAAAGAGAAAAGAGCAGAAAAAAACAGAAGCCAAAAUGGAAAAAGUGAAAAAAAAGCAGUCUACACUUACAAAUUUCUUUAAAAAAUGUUAGAAUUGUUUUAAAAUUGUCGAAAUAAAUAAAUUGCUCCAUCAGAUGUGAAUACCGGGAAUACUGCAACUAAAUAAUUAAUGAUGAGGAUAUUACACUUUGUCAAAGCAAAAUCAAAUCACAUUUUGCUUAAACUAAAAGACAAAAAAAUUCACGAAAUCUUACACAAAAAUUCGAUCAUUUUGAGGGGGAUGCUGUUCCAUAAUAAAGGAUAUCUAUAAAAUAGACAUUCUACUAUAACCUUGUUUCGCUAUAUACAUUGUCAGUACUAAAAUAUAUAAUUCACGAUAAAAGUAUAUUAUAGAUUUUCAGUACUGAAAGUAUAUCAGGACACGGUCUAUAUUUAGUAGU
Molecule: messenger RNA, 1838 nt
Organism: Mycetomoellerius zeteki
Lineage: Eukaryota; Metazoa; Arthropoda; Insecta; Hymenoptera; Formicidae
Product: DNA polymerase delta subunit 3
Exons: 3
Coding region: 216-1490 (424 amino acids)
Biological process (GO): DNA replication; nucleotide-excision repair, DNA gap filling; DNA strand elongation involved in DNA replication
Cellular component (GO): nucleus; delta DNA polymerase complex
Molecular function (GO): DNA-directed DNA polymerase activity
Source: RefSeq, a predicted model, not a curated record